GAGGGAUAGCGGCCGCGCCUCCCCCACCCUCCCGGUGCUGAGGCCGCCUGCCUUGCCUUGCCUGCUCCGAGUUGUUGUGAGCUGGAGGCAGCGCCGAGCACAGCACAACACAACCGACAGCAACUUUCGCCGCUUUCCUCCUCCUUUCACCCUACAAUGCCCGGAAUGAUGGAGAAAGGCUCGGAGUACCUGGGCAAAGGCCGGUCGAACGGCACCAAGAGCCCCGCCAGCGCCUCGUCCAAUGGACAUUAUUCCGAGGAGAGUGGCAGUGACGACGAGCACGGUGAUGUCGGAAUGCGAGUGGGCUCUGACUAUCAGGCAUCCAUUCCAGAAUUUAACCCGGGUGCUACAAAAUACAGCGAUAAAGAAAUUGGUGGUAUGCUGGUUUGGUCUCCAUAUCACAUAAUUCCAGAUGUAAAAUUGGACGAGUAUAUUGCAGUAGCUAAAGAAAAGCAUGGGUACAAUGUGGAACAGGCAUUAGGAAUGUUAUUCUGGCACAAACACAACAUUGAGAAGUCGUUGGCCGACUUGCCUAACUUCACCCCUUUUCCAGAUGAAUGGACAGUUGAAGAUAAGGUCCUCUUUGAACAGGCCUUCAGCUUCCAUGGAAAGAGUUUUCACAGGAUUCAGCAGAUGUUACCAGAUAAGUCGAUUGCAAGUCUAGUGAAGUACUAUUACUCAUGGAAAAAAACUCGAUCUCGAACAAGUUUAAUGGAUCGGCAAGCACGAAAAUUAGCCAGUAGAAGCAAUCAAGAUGAAAGUGAUGAUGGAAUGGAAGAAGGAGCUGCAAAUUGCAUCCAUGACAGUGAUUAUGAUCCGACUAAAGAAGCUAAAAAAGAGAGUAAUCCUGAUCCACCUAUGCAGGUCAGCAGAGUUGGCACAGUGAGACGUGAGCUUCCAAGUUUGCAGCAUCGUCAUCAUCCUCUCCGGUCCAAGUGUCGACCACCGAAAGGAAUGUAUCUUAGUCAAGAAGAUGUGGGAGCCAUGUCCUGCAGCCCAAAUGCAGCAAGUACCAUUCUUAGACAGCUUGAUAUGGAACUAAUCUCAUUGAAACGCCAGGUACAAAAUGCCAAGCAAGUUAACAGUGCACUGAAGCUGAAAUUAGAAGGCAGAAUCGAAGAAUUCAGACCACCUGAGUCAGCUCAGAAAAUCAAUGCACGUUGGACAACAGAGGAGCAGCUGCUUGCAGUUCAAGGUGUCCGCAAAUAUGGGAAGGAUUUCCAAGCUAUCGCAGAUGUAAUUGGAAACAAAACCAUCGGCCAAGUGAAGAACUUUUUUGUUAACUACAGACGACGCUUUAAUCUUGAAGAGGUUUUACAGGAAUGGGAAGCUGAGCAAGGAACGCAAGAAUCAAAUGGCAUUUCACCCACAGCAGGGGAGGAAAGAAAACCCACUGUGAAUUCUCUUGCGUCUAAAAGCCCAGAUGUCGACGAGAAGAGCCCAUCACCUCCAGUUGCUGCCUCGGCACCUCCAACACCAGUUACAAUCGCUGUUACAUGUGUAGCUAGCUUAAACCAGCCUCCUCCAUUGCUUCGACCAGUGCUCCCCGCGGCUCCUGCUCUUCAUCGUCAACCACCACCUCUCCAGCAACAAACCCGUUUUCUACAGCCAAGACCAACACUCAACCAACCUCCGCCACCACUGAUUCGCCCAACUAACCCUAUUCCACCCCGCUUGAAUCCUAGACCAGUACUACAGCAACCUCCAUCACUGAUUGGAAUUCAGUCUGAAUCACAGUCUUCGUCCUUGCAUUGACUUGCUAGUUUCUUUUAAAUCAAGGGAAAAAAAUGUUUGUGUGGCUUGGUUUAACUGAAGAUGCUUCACAUAAUCUCAAAUUCACCAACUAAGAAGCAUAUUUAACACUAUCUAAUUGUAUCUCAAUGUCCUCUACAUUUCGCAAGUUAAACUCUUAACAACACAACCAAUCAAAUUAAUUGCUUUGUUGUACAUGUACAUAGCUUUUUGUAGAGAAACAAUGCCAGUAAAAUUGAUGCCCGAGGAACUUGGAAGAAUACUUUUAGGACAGUUAUUUAUGGAAUCCGAAGCAUUAAAACUUGUUUUUUGGUCCUUUAUUAAUUUAUUAUAUUUAAAAAUAAAGUGUUGACCAAUUAGAGAUGCAAACAUCAGGAAACCUUUAAGACUGUAGAAAAUAGUCUUUUGACGUUGUAUUUUUAUGGUUAAAUCUUUUGAACAAACCAUUAAUUCCUGAAUCAAAACCCUAAUCCCUAGGAAGUGUCCUUAAUACAAAUUGGUUCCAAAAUAGAACUUUGAUUUUGGAACACCGACUGAUUGGAUUGAAAACUAAUCAUGAGUUAUCAUUAUGCAACUUUAAACUUUGUAAAAUUAUAAUUUGGUUUUGAUACCAAAGAGGUGCACUUGCUUUUAGAUAACUCCAGAAAAUCAUCUGAAUUUGAAUUCCAAUAGUUAAAUGUGAUUUCUCAGCUUAUCAAUAUUUGUCAUUGCUCCGAUUUUUUAAACAUCAAUGUAUGUGGCAGAAAUGUGGCAUUUUCUACAUUGCUGUAUCAUACAUAUCUUUUAAAUUCAUAAUGAAUAUUUUUUAAAUUCACUUUUAAAUGAAAACAAUGUGAUACAAGUUGUGAAAGCAUUUUACACUGAGAAUCAGUAACGAUGCAUUCAUCAUGUUAAUCUAAUGAAUAUCUCAUCGGUGUUUUUGAGAAUAGGUCCUUGAACAGUUACGCCACGCCAAUAGGUUGUGUAUCUGAGUUGUAAGAGUGUCACCAGCUCUUAAUUUGGUGGAUAGGCUGAACAAUAAACUACAGCAGGAUACUUCAGAAGGGAAGAUUGCCAAGAAAACCCAGGCGCAAUUGCCUUACCCUAAUAAAAAUGUGCCUCCAUUUGCCUGCUGACAGAAGUUGAAGAUCAUAACUAAGAAAACGACAUAAAAUCAUGCAUACCCAGCGGAAUGAGACUCAAAUAUAGAUUGGGUCCUGCAGGGAAAUAAAUGGGGGAGGUAGGGACAGUUUUUCAAAUAGUUAAUUUUUAUUAAAAAAUGGCUUGAGACUGUAUUAAUAUGCAUUAACACUUGUUUAUUUUUCAGUGUAAGAUGUUUGAAAAUACUAAAAUAAAAUUAUGCUGUAAUUGAUGUAGAAGAUAGCACAAAAAACCUAUAAAACCUCAAAAUACUUUAGUUUACUGUAUAUAUUGACAUGGGUUUGUUUUAAUUUAGUUUUAGUUAUAGGAUGUGUACAACUAUUUGUGCAUGUACAGUCAGAGGUUUCUUAUUUAUCUGUUUAGUCAGUACAUUUGCAUGUAUUUCAAGCAGUAUUUUUAAUGUAAUAAGUUGUGCGCUCGCUCCUUUGCUGUAAUAAAAUUCUGGAAAUGCUUUUUUGUAUUUUAUAACAUUUAGUUCUGAUGGUGUGAAGCUAAAAACACUGUUAUAAAAGGGCUUUAUCCCUGGAGUGCAAUCAAAUUGUAAUUUCUGUUGAUAACAACAUUAAAUAUUGCAGAGAAAA
Messenger RNA from Leucoraja erinaceus (little skate), 3473 nucleotides. RefSeq names its product REST corepressor 3 (gene rcor3). Bases 157 to 1755 code for a protein of 532 amino acids. Gene Ontology annotation, molecular function: transcription corepressor activity. The record is from RefSeq and is a predicted model, not a curated record. Gene Ontology annotation, cellular component: transcription regulator complex; histone deacetylase complex. Lineage: Eukaryota; Metazoa; Chordata; Chondrichthyes; Rajiformes; Rajidae. The transcript has 12 exons. Gene Ontology annotation, biological process: negative regulation of DNA-templated transcription; regulation of transcription by RNA polymerase II.